AUGGCAGGGCGCAUGCCAGCAAAUCUGGAUUCAUUGCCCUUUGAACUUUUAUGGCGCGUCUUAUUGUACUCACGGAGUGCUAGCUUGGCACACGUAUGUAAAACGUUGUGGCAUGCAUGCGCACUAGCGCCUCGUUCAGUCAAGGCAGAGUAUCUUUUUUGUUGCUGGCUUGAUUCUUACAAUUUGCGGUUUCAGCUCAAAGCCUCUUCGUCUAUGUAUGCUCCAGCGAUGCAGCGAAAGUUUAUUCCGACCACAUAUCCUUCAUUCGGCGCUUCGAACGCGCUUCGUCGAACUGCAACUUGUGACAUUUUGACCUUUGUUUCUCGUUUUGGUAUUUGCACAUCAGAGAUAUUCGCACUGGUCGAACGCAUUGUUAUUCAUGCGACUCUCUGUGGCAACAUUUGCCAACUGCAUGGCAUUUUCACCCAUUGUCCUGAUGGAACCCAGCAGAUGAAGCCUAUACGUAUUGCGUGUCACUUUGUUCCAGAAAGAUUAUUUCGGAAAAUGGUUAUUGCCAAAAUGCCGCUUUAUCUUCAUGAUGCUCAUGUAUCAGAACAGAGAAUUGUGAGAUCAAUUGUACGGCAUAUUUGCGACUUGACACCCGUCUAUAUACAAGAAAAUGACAUACGACUCCCGCCUUGGAAACAUCUGGAAAUGAUUUCUCGUAUGAUUUUGUUGCAUCAGGCAUCUCCUAACUCAUCUCAAGGAUAUCCUCUCGCCAUGGCUGUGCAUUUGGGCUCUACGCCCCUUGUCUGCUUGCUUCUUGCAACAGGAGCUGACCCUUCUUUGAAAAAAGGCAUUGCAAUGCAUAUAGCGUGUAAGAAACGCUCCCUAUCCAUGCUUCGGUUAUUGGUGGAGCAAGAUGAUACCUCUGAACUCCAAUGGCGUACGAGAUUGCGAGCCAUUGUAGAUGACUUGAUUGCACUGACCCUCCUUCGCACAACAGGGAAAAUACCCCCUCAAUGUAAGCGAGCGCUGCCAAUGAAAGGCGCUACUCCCUCUAAGCGAUCUCGACUAUCGGAUCGGUGUCAGGUUGACACUUGUAUGCUUAGCACAGCCGUGCAAGUCGGUGCUUGGGAUAUCGUUUCAUAUCUCAUGCAAUCAAAGGGUGUGAUACCCGACGUGAACACUUUGCGCAAAAUAGACGAAGUUGGUAUAGCGUGA
Molecule: messenger RNA, 1164 nt
Organism: Malassezia restricta
Lineage: Eukaryota; Fungi; Basidiomycota; Malasseziomycetes; Malasseziales; Malasseziaceae
Exons: 2
Coding region: 1-1164 (387 amino acids)
Source: RefSeq, a predicted model, not a curated record